Messenger RNA from Coffea eugenioides, 588 nucleotides. RefSeq lists its product as uncharacterized. The transcript has a single exon. The coding region runs from base 1 to 588 and encodes 195 amino acids. Lineage: Eukaryota; Viridiplantae; Streptophyta; Magnoliopsida; Gentianales; Rubiaceae. The record is from RefSeq and is a predicted model, not a curated record.
AUGUGCAAAAAGCUACAAAGUUGGAAAGAUAAAAUGCUGAGUUUUGUAGGUAAAGAGGUAUUACUCAAAUUUGUGGCCCUUGCUCUCCCUUCAUAUGCAAUGUCAGUUUUCAAACUAUCUGCUGAACUAUGUAAAGAGCUUUACGGGAUGAUGGCUAAAUUCUGGUGGGGAGGUGAUUCUAGAGAAAAGAAAAUGCAUUGGAAGAGCUGGGCUGAUAUUUCUGAUGUUAAAGGGAAAGGGAGACUUGGUUUCCAGGAUAUUCAAUGCUUUAACACCGCCUUACUAGCCAAACAAGUUUGGAGAAUGCUUACCAAUUCAAACUUGUUGGUUAGUAAGAUGGUAAAAGGAAGGUAUUUCCCCAAAUCCUCUAUUCUUGAUGCACAGGUGAAAAAUGGAGCUUCGUGGAUCUGGCAAAGUCUGCACAGCUCAAUUGGGAUGCUGGAAAGUGAAUUAAGGAAGCAGGUUGGAAAUGGCAACACUAUUGCAAUUUGGAAAUUUGGAAGGUUUGAUGGCUCAAAAACAGCAGCUCAGGUAAAAUCUCCACACCUAAGCCACACAAUUGUCCAUAUGACAAAGUCUCGGAUUUGA